This is a messenger RNA of Conger conger (European conger), 575 nucleotides long. RefSeq names its product chromosome 12 C5orf63 homolog (gene c12h5orf63). The coding region runs from base 122 to 463 and encodes 113 amino acids. The transcript is spliced from 4 exons. The record is from RefSeq and is a predicted model, not a curated record. Lineage: Eukaryota; Metazoa; Chordata; Actinopteri; Anguilliformes; Congridae.
AAAAUGUCUGCUCUGAACAGGAAGCGAAAUCCAACCCAACCAAUAGGAUACACCGAGUAAAAUAAUUUCAUCCGUUUUAUGUAGUUCUGGUGGGCUCCUAGCCGAUCGCUUCAGACCCACAAUGCACUGGCUGACUCUGAGACGCCUUCAGCCAACAAAGCUGCGUAGCCUUCAGCUUCUGAGGAACAGAUGCUCGUCGCAGAAGCAAUUACCGAUCUUAACCCUCUUCACCAAGGAUCCGUGUCCUUUAUGUGACGAGGCCAAAGAGAUCCUGGAGCCUUAUAAACAGAGGUUUGUGUUACAGCAGGUGGACAUCACGCGGCCGGAAAACAGCGCGUGGUACGACCGUUACAAGUACGACAUUCCCGUGUUCCACCUGAACGGACAGUUUCUCAUGAUGCACCGAGUCAACGUCGCCGUCCUGGAGAAGAGCUUGGCGAGAAUCGAGGACGAGAACAUUUGAGUUGGUAAUCAAAAGCGUUUGGAAGCGUAGCAUUAUACCGUGCAAACAAUGUACGCUCACGAUGUACAGUGCCCAUUACACAUCUGUUAAAAUAAAGGCGAGUGGGACCAGU